Lycium barbarum (goji berry) is the source of this 504-nucleotide messenger RNA. RefSeq names its product transcription factor bHLH128-like. NCBI's taxonomy places the organism in Eukaryota, Viridiplantae, Streptophyta, Magnoliopsida, Solanales, Solanaceae. The record is from RefSeq and is a predicted model, not a curated record. Bases 1 to 504 code for a protein of 167 amino acids. The transcript has 3 exons.
AUGGGGAGAGGAAGCUACAACUCAAAAGGCGUUGGAGAUAGUAGCCGGGGAAUAACAACGCUGAACUCUCAGCUUAGUUUCACUAGGCAAGAAGCUCUCUCUCAAAUAGCAGAGGAAAAUGAGGAUGUUGAAGGGACCAGUACAGACAAUGGCCAUCGAAAAUCAACACAUUCUUAUGCUACUGCAAGUAAUUUCGCAAUGGGUUCUUGGGAAGACAACAAUUCUAUAAUGUUCUCUGUCGCACCGAGCAAACGAGCCAAGCUCAUUAGCAAUGACAUUGCCAAUGGGCUCGAUGAAGGGGAAACUCAGUUUCAGUUUGGCUUGUCUCAGACAGCACUAGAAAUGGCGUCUAUGGAUAGAUUGCUGCACAUCCCUGAAGAUUCUGUUCCUUGCAAAAUUCGUGCCAAGUGUGGUUGUGCUACUCAUCCUCGCAGCAUUGCAGAAAGGAAUCUGAAUACGGAACUUGAAAACUGCAAAUGUGGAUGUAAGAAAUCAAGUCAAUAA